Pocillopora verrucosa is the source of this 1228-nucleotide messenger RNA. The record is from RefSeq and is a predicted model, not a curated record. NCBI's taxonomy places the organism in Eukaryota, Metazoa, Cnidaria, Anthozoa, Scleractinia, Pocilloporidae.
AUGUCUGAACAUGAUUAUUUUAUUCUUCAGAAUGAAUGGCACAUUGGCAAAUCAAUUCAAUUUUGGUUAUUUUUCAGAUUGACGUUUCUACGGCGGGGCGAGGAGCUUCGAGACUUCAUCAAGAAUACUUCAAGUAAAAAUGAAGUUGUAAUAAUUUGUGGUGCUGUGAAUGAAGAUAUGUAUGUGGCAUCAAGCACAAAGUCCUUCCUUAUUGCUGCAGGCUGGGUGGAAACAGAACCUGGGGUUGUGAAAUAUGGUAUACCAGCACCUACACCAUCAAAGAUGACUGCACUUAUUCAAAUCAUAGCAAAUCAGACCAGCUGGUACUAUUCAUGUACCUUCAAUGAUCCUGUACCAACCAAAGUGGUUUCCCUUUGCCGGGCAAACACAUAUUCAACCAGUAAUGAUGAUGAGAAAGCCAUGGCAGAGGCCUUUCAGGCCAUCUUGAAAGACGGUAACAACAACCCAGUGAUUAAGCAAGCUCUGAUCUGCCACCUUAUGGCAGCUAUUGCUCACGAUCCUGAGUUCAAAGAUGUUCAAGAUUGGGCAGUGGCCCCAUCCUCUUCAACAAACCCACCACAGAUUAUGGAGGAAUUGAAAGAGCAUGUAAGAUGCAUGAUGAAUGGGCGAAAGCCCGAAGCAAUAUUUUUGAGACAUAAAACAACAAACAAAUCACGGUUUGAAGGUAAGGACUUCAGACAAAGUGAUGACUACUGCCAAAAGCACUUUAAAUCUAUCCUAGUAAGUGAAAAUUAUAACAAAAAACUGAAGAAUAGGGUAGUCUGUGUGUUUGAUGACUACCUCACACAUGGUAAUACUUUUGAGACAUUGCGAAAUCUCCUAGUUGAAUGCAAAGUGAGAAAGAUAAUCUUAGUUUCAAUAGGAAAGUUCAUGUGUAACAAUGAAAACAUGUACAGGCAAAAGUCUUUUUCAAUAAGUGGUGAUGUGAGCACAGAGCAUUACACAGCAAAAUUUGAAUCUGCUACACAACGCAAUUUUUAUAUUGAUGGUCAUGCUCGGCGAAGCUUGCAGCAUCUCAGUGAGCUAGCCAACUAUUUAAAGUAAAUAUGUACAGAACUCUUUCAACUGACUUCCAAAACCACCUUGCGUAGAUUUAUUUAGAAGGUCUCUUAAACUCCUUUAUGUGAAAGAAUGACCAAAAAAAUUUUAAACAACAGAGAAAAAAUUCCCCUUUUCCUUAAUUACUAAAUAAGAGUUAAACAAUAUG